Molecule: messenger RNA, 2329 nt
Organism: Carcharodon carcharias (great white shark)
Lineage: Eukaryota; Metazoa; Chordata; Chondrichthyes; Lamniformes; Lamnidae
Gene: kin
Product: Kin17 DNA and RNA binding protein
Exons: 13
Coding region: 46-1212 (388 amino acids)
Biological process (GO): DNA damage response; DNA replication
Cellular component (GO): nucleus
Molecular function (GO): double-stranded DNA binding
Source: RefSeq, a predicted model, not a curated record
CGGUGACGUCAGCGCGUCCUGUCUCGUCCGGCUGCAGUUGCGAGAAUGGGUAAAGCCGAGUUCCUGACGCCCAAGGCCAUCGCCAACCGCAUCAAAUCCAAAGGGCUGCAGAAGCUGCGAUGGUACUGCCAGAUGUGUCAGAAGCAAUGUCGGGACGAGAAUGGUUUCAAAUGUCAUUGCAUGUCGGAAUCACACCAACGACAGCUUCUGCUGGCAUCGGAGAACCCACAGCAGUUCAUGGACUACUUUUCAGAGGAAUUUCGCAAUGAAUUUCUUGAACUACUUCGAAGACGUUUUGGAACCAAACGUGUUCACAACAAUGUUAUCUACAAUGAAUACAUCAGUCACCGGGAGCACGUUCAUAUGAAUGCAACAAUGUGGGAGACACUGACUGACUUCACCAAAUGGUUAGGCAGAGAAGGUUACUGCAAAGUAGAUGAAACACCCAAAGGCUGGUACAUUCAAUACAUUGAUCGAGAUCCCGAAACUAUUUGUAGACAACAGGAACUGGAGAAAAAGAAGAAGCAAGAGCUGGAUGAUGAGGAAAGAAAUGCCAAGUUUAUUGAAGAACUAGUUAGGAGAGGAAAAGAAGGGAAAGAGGAGGUUGUUCCCGUUUUCACGGAGUUGAAAAGAGAAAAUGAGGAAGAAAAAGUUGCCUUUAACUUAAACAAAGGACAAAGUGCAUCAACAACAACUGCUCCUAAAUCUAGCACCCUGGGACCAAGUCCAUUGCAAACGAUAGCUUCGGUAAAACGAAAGGAAUUGGGUCACACUUCUUCCGAUACGAAGGACAAGAAGAAGAAAUCUGCACUGGAUGAGAUUAUGGAGUUCGAAGAGCAGAAAAAGAGAAGCCUUAGAAGAGACUACUGGCUUCACACUGGAAUAGUUGUUAAAUUAAUAACCAAGAAACUUGGUGAAAAAUAUUACAAGAAGAAAGCUGUGAUAAAGGAAGUUCAAGAAAAGUACACUGCUAUUAUUAAAAUGAUUGAUUCUGGAGACAAACUGAAAGUUGACCAGACUCAUUUGGAGACAGUUAUCCCGGCCCCUGGUAAGAAGCUGUUGGUAGUGAAUGGUGGUUACCGAGGAAAUGAGGCCAUUCUGGAUUCUAUAAAUGAGAAAAACUUCAGUGCUACAAUAAUCAUAGAUUCUGGACCUCUGCAAGGGCGGAAGAUUGAAGGUGUACAGUAUGAAGAUAUUUCAAAAUUGGCAUAAGAAGCCGUCUUAAGAGUUUCGUCUUAAUACUUAAUACUUCAAAGCAUCAUGUUGGUGUCCACUGAUUUUUUUUUUAAACACAAACUCUACUGUGUCAGAGUUUUAAAACGUUUUCAUCUCUAGCUUCAAUAUACAUCUUGAUUUUUCUGCUUCCCCUGCCUCCCAUGAGAAUGCAGUUCAUAUUCUUUUAUUUUCAUACAUGCGAUGGAUGGGUGAAUGCAUUAUGUUUCUUGUUUAAUAUAAUCACCAGAAGAAAACUAUUUAAAUGCUUUGUGUUAUUGUUCAAGGAUUUGAGCGUUAGUCAAAAGUCAAUAAUUUGUAUAUUUGAAUAGAAAACAAUUAAAACUAUUUUUGUUUUGUAAACAUUUAUGGUUAUUUUGCAGUUAUAAAAUCAAAUCUGGAACUUCAUCUCAUGUAUCUAAUAUUCCUUUUAAUUGCAUGUUCUGGUAUCCGAUCUGAUUAUUUUACCAUAACUUAAAACGUAUACCCAUUGUACUGUUAACUGCACUUGGUAUUUGAUAAUCUUCAUUUAGCUUGUGUGUCCAAGCAUAUGUAAUUAGUCCCCACAAUGACAUCAAGCUGUCAAAUGGAGACUAGAAUACGCUGAGUGUAAUUGAGGAAUAUUGAGAGAGAAUUUCCAGAUAUGUAUUAAUUUAUAAGUUCAUAUAUGCAUAUGUUGAUCAUAUUUCGACUCAUGGACCAUAUAUAGGUGUGCAGUUUAUCGCUGUCCAUCUAUUUUUCUGUUUCUUAGGGAUGUUAAAAGUAAAGUGAUGUUGUAGGACAGAGUUCCUUAAAACAUGAAUUUUGACUUGGUUAUUUUCCAACCACUCAAGUAGCUAUAACAAUUGUCCUAUAUAGAACAAUUGUUCUAUAUCCACACACCUUGCCAGGAUUGCUGGGGCUAUUGUACUACCAUAGUCUAGUGAUUCCAGCAGAUUUACUGUAAUUUCUCCAAAAGGCACAAUGGAUUACUUAACCAAUUCUGCUUAUAAAUUGGACAUAAGACCCAGUGGUGGUCUCCUGAAAAAGAAUGAGAGUAUAUGCCCCAUUGUAAUGAAAAAUUAACAAGAUGAUAAUGUAUCACAUGCUUGCAUUAAACUUGUGCCUUUAUUUGGUA